Mugil cephalus (flathead mullet) is the source of this 5206-nucleotide messenger RNA. It is a transcript of the gene fam184b, whose product is annotated as family with sequence similarity 184 member B. The record is from RefSeq and is a predicted model, not a curated record. The transcript has 19 exons. Bases 570 to 4628 code for a protein of 1352 amino acids. Lineage: Eukaryota; Metazoa; Chordata; Actinopteri; Mugiliformes; Mugilidae.
AUCACACGACCAGACCCCAGAGACCCCCCCUCCCUCCUCCCCUGCACGGUGAUCGGCAUUGAUACAGCAGCGCCGGUAGGGGCGGGGCAGCACUGCAGCAGUGCGCCUCUCCGGAGCUGUCUCCUCUCCGGUAAUGAUCCAUAGGAUACGCACGCCCCUCUCCUCUCCGCCCCUGCCGCGAGACAGGUGGUUGGACUAUAUGCCUCCAUCCUCGAGCGCUCCCUGUUAGAAUAAGAAAAAAAAAAAAAAAGAAAAAAAAUCUGUUGACAGCAGGACGUGGUCGGUUGGCGCGAGCGCGUCCCCGAUGGACUUCCAGCGUGUGACCUCCGCGAGCACCGGGCGGCCAGCCGGAGAGGGGGGCAGAGAGCCCCGCCGAUCCACCACCACCAAAUGUUUUGCAGCGAAUUCCUCGAGAUGCUGUUCACGGGAGAGGGUGUACCGAGAGAGGAAUGAGAUGCACGAAUAGAAAAGUUGACACGGUUUUGGUGGGAUUUUUCAUCUGAGAGGCGGCGGGAUCAUUUCGGACUAUCCUCCGGUCUGGGAAGUUCCCUUGGGGAGGGGGGUUCAUUAUGGCUUCAGGCGCCGGUAAGGCUGCACAGCCCUCCGGGCCGGGCUCCGCCGUUAACGGGACUGCGGCAGAGUUCCCCAACAUCGAGCAGGAGCUGUACGACUACCAGAUGCACAACAAGAUGUGCAAGAAGAUCGCUCAGCUCACCAAGGUGAUUUAUUCUCUGAACAUGAGGAAUGAGGAGCAGGAGGCGGCCCUGCAGGCCUUGAGCCACGCGCACCACGAUGAGCUGCAUCGCAUCCUGAUGGAGACGUGCCAUGAGGGGGAGGGGUCAGCGCUGAGGACACGCCUCCUCGAGCUGCAGGAGUCUCUGGACGAGCAGCAGAGGGUUGGAGCUCAGGUGUGUGCACGUGUGCAGGCGGACUUUGAGAUCUUCCGCAUCCAGUUAGAAGAAAGGGAGCGUGAAACUGAAGCGGAGCUGCGCAAAGAGUUCGAGGUGAAGCUCAAGGCGGCAGAGGGAGAGCUCCAGGAAGCCAAGGCCCAGAUCAGCGCCGCCCAGGAGGAGAGCCAGAGACUGAGCGAAGAGCUGGAGAAGGCUGGGGUGCAGCUCCAGGAGCUGGAUGCCAAAUGUGAGGAGCUGCAGAAGGCGGCGAAGGAGAAGGAGGAGGAGCGACAGAGGGACGGCGAGGAGAAAAAGAAAGAGGAGGAGGAGAGGCGAACAGAGCAGCGCGAGGACCUGGAAAGAGUGAAAGACCUCUUGGAGGAGGUGAGGGCGCUGAAGGAGGAGAGGGGUCGAGCGGAGGAGGAGAAGAGGCAGGCCGUGAAAGACGAGCGGGAGCAGUGGGAGCGGAAGGUGAACGACCUGAAUGAGGAGAAAGAGGAGAUGAGGAAGAAGAUAGAGGCGGAGUGGAGGGAGGAGCGGCAGAGGUGGGAAGAGAGGGAAGAGGAGGAGAAGAAAGGAAUGCACAGCGCCCUGCGGGAACGGGUGAAGAGGGCCGAGGCGGAGGUGGAAAGUCACCUGGAGAGGCUGGCUGAGAGCAAGAGAAGCACGGUCAAGCUGCAAGAGCGAAUACAGGACCUGGAGGAGGAGCUGGAGCUGGAUCGGAGGCGCGUGUCGGAGGCCGAGGGCGUGGCCAAACGGGCGGAGGAGGAGCUCGCCGUCGCCAAGGAGAGGUUGCUGCUGCAGGAAGACGAGCUGCAGAGCAGAGCAGCGGAGCUGCUGAAUCGGGGAGGCUGUGAGGUGUGCGUGUGCGCCGAAGUCGAGGAGCUGAGGAGCCAGGUGAGCCGUCUGCAGAGCAGGAACAGGGAGCUGGAGCUGCAGAGCAGCGGCCGAAACAAUGACCACGCCCGGCAGAUACGUCAGCAUGCUGAGGCCCUGUCUAGCUUGCGUUCAGAGAUGGUGAGAGCUCAGACAGAGGAGCUGCGUCGCAUCCAGAAGCAUGCAGACGACGAAAGGGACAAACUGCAGAAGGAGAUAGAGAAAGAAAGAGAAAGUCUGCAGAGGGAGAGGGAGCAGGAAAAGGAUAAGCUUGAGAAGGACAGGAGCAGGAUGCGCAGGGAGCGAGACGAGGAGAAGGAGGUGCUGCACAAAGAAGCCGAAGAGGUCAAGGAGCGUCUGAGGAGAGAGAAGGAGGAAGAGGUGGACAGGCUACGCAAAGAACUGGAAGUCGAGAGGGUUCGCGUUCGGUCCCAGCUGGACAAGAACAUUGAGCAGGUCGAGGCGGAGAGAGCUAAUGUGCAGCUGAAGCUGGAGGAGGAGAAAAAGAGGUUGGGGGAGAAGGCCGAGGAGGACAGGAAGCGGCUGAAGGAGCAGGUGCGGAAGGCGAUAGAGGAGGUGAUGAGGAGACACGCGGCCGAGCUGAACAGCGUCCAAGAAGCUCUGAGCUCAGAGAAGAAGACCAACCAAGAGGUGUGUGCACGUUUGGAAGAGGAGAGGAGGAUUAGCGAGGAGCUACGCGGCAUGCUGGAGACAGAAAGAGAAGAGCUGAAGGCAAAAGUGAAGGAUGCCACCGAUGAGAUCUGCAGGCUGGAGUCAGUGAUCCAGCAGAAAGACAAGAAAGAGAAGGUGGGCCCCGACGCUGCACCCUCGUGUGGACCACAGUGCUCUCGCCUGGAGGAAGAGCUCCAUCAGGCCCGGCGUCGACUGGCCCGGGUUCAGGAGGAGGCAGACAGGCAGCGCGACAGACAGCAGAGGGAGAUAAGUUCCCUCAGAGCCGACAAGCAUCGACUGGAGGAGAAAGUCCUGGAACAGAGCCGGCUGAACACGGAGAGGAGUCUUCUAGAGCAGGGCCAGCGGCACACCGAGGACCGGAUCAGGGCAGAGUGUGAGGAUCGUCUCAGAGCCGAGUUCAGGAUAGAGAUGAACGCUGCUGUCGCUGAGAGCGAACAGAGGUGGCAGAGUCGAGAGCAGGAGCUGCAGACGGAGAUAUCCGAGCUGCAGGGUCAACUGACCGAGCUGCAGUCUCAGGCGGACAAAAAGAAGGUGGGCCAGGGAGACGAUUGCCACGGCAACCCCGAAAUCGAGAGGUUAAGAAAGGAGGUUCAAGACACCAAGGAGAUAAACAAGAAACUGAGGGAACUGCUGCAGGAGCCCCAGUCCCAGUCCUUAGCUGAGGAGAGGCAGAGUCACACCAUCGCGCUGCAGACGUUAGAAAGACAGGCUAAGGAAGAUCUGCUAUCUGAGAGAAACAGACUUCAGACGAUGCACCACCUGGAGCUAGAUAAGCAGCGUGCAGAGUUGACCCAGCAGCACACGGAGUGGAGCAGACAGAUGACCCAGAGACACAUGCAGCAGAUAGAAGACCUACAGGCCCAACUGCAGGCGCACACACAGAUGAUGGCGCUGCAGCAGGACCUGAAGCAGCAGAACCAGAAUCAGGUGUUUGAGCGACAGCUGGACGAGAGUCGCUGUGCCAUGCUGGAGCUCCAGAGAGAAAAUGCUACACUGAAGAAGCAAUUAAAGGAUCGAAAUGUGACAACACGGCGGGCUCCAUGGAAGACCCACCCCCUCUGUAGAUAUGAAGCUCUCGCAACACAACACAAAAACUCUUAUUUCAGGUCGAUGCAGAAGAAUUCUGAAGUCCAAGUAAAAGAAGAGGAAAGCACAGACACGACGAAGAAGAGAGACGCCCAGCUGGAAGAAGAAGCACAACGUCUGAAGGAGGAGGUGGAGAAACUGAGGGUGGAAAUGGAGAAGCUGGAGGAGUCCCAGAAACACUGGGAGGAGAAGAAAGAGGAGGACGUGAAAGAAGAGGAGGUGGACGAGGAGAAGAAGAAGGAGCGAGAGGAGGAGAAGAGGAGGGAGGAGGUGGAGGAGAUCAGGAGGGAGCACAAGAGGGAGAUGCAGAGUUUGGUGUCUGAGUACAGCAGCGCUCAGAAUCACCUGCAGGCUCGAAUAGUGGCCUUGGAGAACGAAUUUAACUGCAGGCUGCGUGAGCGGGAGGAGCGGUGCCGGAGGAGGGAGCCUCGAUGUGAUGACCUGCAGCUGGGGAGACUCCAGGAGAGGCUGACGGAGAGAGACCAGCUCAUUAAACGAUUAGUGGAAGAGAGGCAUCAGCUGCAGCUCCACCCUCCUGUUGCCGGGGACAACAGUACCCUCAGGCUCCGUGACGGCAAGUCCCGCCCCGGGAGCGUCACGCCAACCAUGAGGAGGAAACGCGUGGAGUCGCCUCCUCGUGUCACCAGCACCCCCAGCGCCAGUACCUACGACAGGAGCAUCUUCUUACCCCACUCCUCCUCCUCGUCUUCCUCCUCCUCCUCCGUCCAUCAGCACUCCUCCUCAACCCUCCCGCACCAGUCCACCUCCCACCCUCAGACCUCCCCGCACUACUCCACCUCCUCUCUCCCUCACAAGCACACCUCCCUCUCCCUCGGCCAACAUUCCUCCCCCUCGCUCCCUCGCUCCACCAGAGCCCGGACCUCCUGCAUCCCUCCCACCCCCGCGCCAACUGCUCCUCUCCCCGUCUGCCCGUCGCCUCAGACGGGCAUCCGAUACGUGUCCCCCUCCUGCCAGGAGCCACAUGCACACCUGCAGGCCCACUCAAUCAGGGGCCCGUACCUGGAGCAGAGGGGGACUGAAGGGCUGAAGCAGGAGUGGUUCACCAAAUACUUCUCCUUCUGAGCACAAAUAUACAUUAACACACACACACACACACACACACAGCAACUGCAAGUACAUCUCAUAUACAGUUCAUCGCUUCUUAUACACAUACUCAGUUACCUUCUCACACACUCACACUCACACACACACACAAACAUAAUGACAACGACAGACAUACGGGCUCAUCACCAGCAAGGCCAUCUCAGACAUUGCCUCAAAGCUCAACCAAAAAGUGCUUCUCAAACACAUGCCUGACCUCUUCUCAGAACAUAGGCCUGCCGGAUCUUGUUUGCAUAGUUUGGAAUGUCUCCAUAUCUGUUUUGUUUUGUUUUUUUUUAAAAAAAGGCAGUCUUCCUUUUUUUAACAUGAACGUACCGCUCCGAUUUCAUCACGCAACAAUUCCAGGCAAGUGUAUAUUUCGUAAAAAUAUCAACAACCAAGUGUCUCUUCGACUAUGGAAGCAUUCAACAUAUCCAAUCAAGAUCCACAUCAAAACGGACACACACUACGACUCACCAUACCAAAAUGAAGCUUGUCUCAAUGCAAAAAUGUAUGAUAAUCUUAAUGAACAAAUUGAAUAAAAUAUUUUGAUUUUGUAA